AUGUCGCAGAAGGUCUUCUCGGCUGCUCGGACUUGGUCCGCACCGAGGCCGUUGCCGACCCAGGCUGUCAGACAGCACCCUCCACCAGCACGGCAAGUGGUACGACGAGCUGCCACAGCCGCAGCGGCCAGUCACACCGUCGAGUCGCCGAAUCCGAGUUCCAAGGCGUCCGGAAUUCCUUCUCGUCGGGGGUUCAUCAAGGAUGCCAAACCGUUCUCGGACUUUCUUACCGACACAUAUCAGCGUCAGCACGACUACCUACGCAUCUCACUCACAGAGAGGUGCAACCUUAGAUGCGUGUACUGCAUGCCCGAGGAGGGCGUUCCCUUAUCGCCUGAGAGAGAACUCCUCACGACUCCUGAGAUCAUCAUGCUGUCUUCGGUCUUUGUCUCUCAAGGUGUCAGUAAGAUCAGGCUUACCGGUGGAGAGCCGACAAUCCGGAGAGACAUACUGCCGUUGAUGCGGCAGAUCGGCGCUCUUCGACCACACGGCCUCCGCGAGCUAUGCCUCACAACCAACGGUCUGGCUCUGCACCGUAAGCUGGAGGGCAUGGUCGAAGCCGGACUGACCGGGGUUAACCUCAGUCUGGACACUCUGGACCCGUGGCAGUUCCAGAUCAUGACCCGACGUAAGGGGUUUGACGCCGUCAUAAAGAGCAUCGAGCGGGUCUUGGAACUCAACAUGCACGGCGCGGGCAUCAAGCUCAAAAUCAACGCCGUCGUCAUGCGGGGCGUCAAUGACCGCGAGAUCAUCCCUUUUGUUGAGAUGACGCGAGAGAAAGACAUCGAAGUCCGGUUCAUCGAGUACAUGCCGUUCGACGGCAAUAAGUGGAACAAGGGCAAGAUGUUCAGCUACACGGAGAUGGUGGACCUUAUUCGCGAAAAGUAUCCCACACUGGAACAGAUACAGGGUCACAAGAACGACACGAGCAAGACCUACAAGAUCCCUGGGUUCGUCGGCAAGCUUGGAUUUAUUACGAGCAUGACACACAACUUCUGCGGGACUUGCAACCGUCUGCGCAUCACCAACGACGGGAACCUCAAGGUCUGCCUCUUUGGCAAUGCCGAGGUCUCGCUACGAGACAUAUUGAGGCGCUCCAACAAUGGCGAACCGAUCGAGGAGGAGGCUUACGAGGCGAUGAGACAGAUCGAAAUGGACAGGCGGCAAGGGCUUAGUGACCAGUCAACUCCACUUGGUCUGGCUCCGAACGAGCAAGAGCUGCUGGACGUCAUUGGUAUGGCUGUCAAGCGGAAGAAGGAGAAGCACGCAGGCAUCGGCGAACUCGAACACAUGAAGAACCGGCCCAUGAUCCUGAUAGAUUCACGGAGCCCAUGGUCUGCUCCUUACCACCAAGUCCCGGACUGGACCACUGUGAGAAGUUCGGCGGUGAUGGGCGCGGCUACCCAGAGCUCGAGCCCAUCUCUGCUAGCUACGCCGACAUCUCCAAAACCCAUACCACCUCACCUAGUCAUGCCGGCCACCCAUUUAUACGGACAACAGCCCCGGUGCUUCUCGACCACCCGCCAGUUGCGCGAAGAUACGAAAAGCAGCAAUGCCACACUCACCCACGUCUCCGACUCGGGCUCGGCGCACAUGGUCUCCAUAUCGGACAAGACACCCACCAAGCGGGUCGCCAAGGCCGUCUGCAGCGUUCACUUCACGUCGGCGACGGCGUGCCGGCUCAUCGUCGAGAACCAGAUCAAGAAGGGCGACGUGCUGGGCGUGGCCCGCGUGGCCGGCAUCAUGGCGGCGAAGCGCACGUCGGAUCUCAUUCCGCUGUGCCACCCCAUCGCCAUUUCCAAGGUGACCGUGGACCUGGCCGUCACCGACCGGAGCCUACUACAUCGAAGCUCAGAAGGCGGCUCGGAUGGUGGUGAUGGCGGCGGACGCGUCGACAUCGAGGCCACCGUCGCGUGCGAGGGUAAGACCGGGGUCGAGAUGGAGGCGCUGACCGCUGCUUCGACGGCGGCGCUCACCGUCUACGACAUGUGCAAGGCGGUAGAUAAGGGCAUGCGCGUCGAGGGGCUGAGGGUGGUGCUGAAGGAGGGCGGUAAGAGUGGUCGCUGGGUCGAGGGCGCUCGGGAUAGUUCUACAAAUACCACUUAA
Molecule: messenger RNA, 2106 nt
Organism: Anthostomella pinea
Lineage: Eukaryota; Fungi; Ascomycota; Sordariomycetes; Xylariales; Xylariaceae
Source: the annotation of a GenBank genome assembly